AUGAAUAGACAAUUCUAGCAGAACUGUCCAUUUAGAUAACAAUACGCAGGACAGUAUGAUUUCUUAACAAAGUCUGAAAAUACUUUAUGUAAAGGGAAAGUUAAACUAAUUUAACAAUCACCUUCAUUUGCAGAUUAUGUGAAUGCUUUGAAAGAUUAAGGUUAAAAAAAGAAUCAUCGUCAUAACACUGAAACAAUAUAGAAAUGUCCUAUUCUUCCUAAGAUUGAAGUUGUCUUACCAGAUCUUUAGACAAUGAAAUCACAUUUCGUUUUAAGCCUCAAUAAAAGCACUACACAUUCAUAUCAUUCAUAAAGCUAUAUAUAGCAUUCUAAUUCAUAAACUCCUAGAUCAAGAAUAGGAAUUCCUACUUCGAUUACUAGAAGAUCUUUACCACCACAAAAAUAAACAAAACUAUCUACAAUUACACCUAAGAGUUCUUUAUGCAUCAAAUCUAACUUUGAUGAAGAUGAUGGAAUCUUUCUUACUAAAAUUGGUGGUGAAGAAGUCAUACAAGAAAUAGCCAGAUUAUUUCAUCAGCAUUCUCAAAUUCAUCCCAUAAUUUAGAGUAAACUAUUCCUAUAUAUGUGAGAAAUUGAUGAUCCAGCUAUGUAUGAAUCGAAAUUCGGAACAUUUCUCGAGUAUAUCAUGGGGAAACCAGUAUUUUUUAACAUUGAAGCGCUAAAAUAAAAACAUAUCCCCUUAAAAAUUGAUCAUGCAUUAUACAAUCAAUUUAAGAGCUACUUAAUUGUAAAUAAUCAAUUAUAAUAAGAAAGAGUAGUUUUAUUCAAAGUAAUAAAGGACCUCCUGAAUUAAUAUUUGAAUUCAGUGCACUUAUUGAAUAAUAUAAAUACUGUAUUAUAACAUCAGAAUAAACUUUUGCUUAGAUUUAUAAUCAAAGGACUGAAAAUAAUAAAGAUGAAACUCCUUAAAGUAUUGUACAUUUAGCAGAUCUUACUUAUUAAAAGAUAUUAGAUGAUUAAACUCUUUGUGAAUAUUUUGUAGGCAUUUAAAUGGAUGAAUAAGCUAAAAAACUAGGUAUUAUAUUGCAUUAAAUGAUGGGUUGGAAUUGUGGUGUUGAUUAUGUAUUGAAUUAUUUAAGAAAAUCCCAUUAAAGAAUGAAUUUAACAAAUGUUCAUUUUACUUUAUUUAAAUAACAUUUGGUUGAAGCUAUGAAAGAACUUGGAUUAAAAGAAAGUUAAAUAGAAUUAAUAACAAAAAGAAUGGAUGGUUAUAGAAGUUGUAUAGUAAAUCAAGAUUGCUUAUUGGAUUUUUAUUUCUAAUCUCCAACUUUAUUUAAAGUCUAAGUUAAGAAAUAUGAAGUAUUUUUAUAAAGAGAUCCUCGAUUUCGAAAUUUUCCAAAUGUGCCUACUCUAUUAAGACAUGCACAUUUUUUACUAAAAUUUAUAACUCAUUAACAUUAACCACUUUUAACAAAAAUUGAUCUCACUACUUUACAUAAAAAUUGUGUUAUUCAAAAUGAAUGGUUAGAUGGUUUCAGAGAUAACUUUUUUAUAUUAAUUAAAAAUUAUAAUUUAGAUAGAUUGAUUUUAUAGGAUUAUGCUGAUUUAUGGUUUUAAUUAAGGUUCAUUGUUACAAAUUAAUAAAGUAUUGAAAGUAUAAUUGGACCAUAAGGAUUAGAUCAAGUUUAAUUCAAAGUUUAAUUAAAUCUUUAAGAUAAUGAAAUAUAUAGUGAUCAUUUUAGAAAUGCUGAAUACUAAUUAAAAUCUCAUGUGAAAAAGAUUGUUGGAUUUAUAUUUAGAAAUUCAUCAAUUUAUAAGGCAAAUGAUUUAAGAGUUAUUCAUAGCCCAUUAAAAAUUAGUGAAUAAACUUUUAAUUUAUUUGUAUAAUUAAUCAAAUAAGUUAUGCAAGAAGAAAAAUUGUGUGCCAAUUUAAUUCUUUUUGCUGAUUAGAUUUGUUAGUAUUAUAGAAGUAGCAUUUGCAAUUUGUGA
This is a messenger RNA of Paramecium pentaurelia, 1949 nucleotides long. The record is from the annotation of a GenBank genome assembly. NCBI's taxonomy places the organism in Eukaryota, Ciliophora, Oligohymenophorea, Peniculida, Parameciidae.